This is a messenger RNA of Zychaea mexicana, 666 nucleotides long. RefSeq lists its product as uncharacterized. The record is from RefSeq and is a predicted model, not a curated record. NCBI's taxonomy places the organism in Eukaryota, Fungi, Mucoromycota, Mucoromycetes, Mucorales, Lichtheimiaceae. The coding region runs from base 1 to 666 and encodes 221 amino acids. The transcript is spliced from 4 exons.
AUGACAUCUCCACGUUUAGAUGCCAAAAAAAGCGAGGAUAAGCAAGUCAAAGCUGCGCGUCGAGAAACAGUCAGUACCUGGGUACCUUGGGACGAACCAACGACAAGUGCAGAUAAAAAGAUGCAAAGAACGAUGAGUGUUGCAUCGAGUAAGCCUAUCCCUGACCUGCGUUCAUAUUUGGAACGAUCCCACACUGUCACUGGAUCUUCUCAAAAAUCGACGCUACGCAGAAGUGCAACGAACUCGCCAGCUAAUACAACACCACGGCCGUCCAAGACACCAACACUCCCUGCGAAGACGGCGCCUGCUUCGGCUAGAUCAUCCAAAACACCUGCUGCACGAGCAUCCAUGCCACCAGCUACACGAGCAACCAUUACACCGACAACCACAACGCGUGCAUCAAGAACACCCUCAACAGCAUCAGCAUCGCCACCUUUAUCUCGAACACAAUCAGCUUUCCGUCCAGGGCUAACAGCAACUGUGAGAGCCAGACAAGAGCACGCUAAAGCAAAGGAAAGGGAAUUGGAGGAGCAAAAGCUCAAGGCUGCUCAGUUGAAUGGUGCGAACACGCGCCUCAAGCAGCAGGCAAAAUCAACAAUCGACUGGGCUGCUAUCAAGCAGGAACGUAGACGCACCAUGCCCAUCAUGAAGCCAUCAUUGUCAUAA